AAUGUAAAUGACAGAGGAGUAAUUAAGUGGGAACUAAUAAAAGGAGGUAUGAAAACAGAAGACUUUCAUAAGUUCAUUUCCAGUCUUAAUCUUCCGACUAACCAAAAAUGUUAUCUCUUGUUGGAUAAUCUUAAAGUUCAUCAUGCUACUAAAUCUUGCCAAAAGUUAGGGUUAACAACUAUUAAAGAGUUAUUGGCAAGCAAGAACAUUAUUCCUAUUUUCUUACCUCCUUAUACCCCAGAGUUAAAUCCAGUAGAACUAAUCUUUAACUUUUUAAGACAGAAUACUGAAAAAAAGAAGCCUAGAACCACUGAGGAAUUAAAGGUGUCCAUUAGUAAGGCAAUAGAACUUUUGAACCAGCAAGAUUUAACUAA
Messenger RNA from Funneliformis geosporum, 374 nucleotides. NCBI's taxonomy places the organism in Eukaryota, Fungi, Glomeromycota, Glomeromycetes, Glomerales, Glomeraceae. The record is from the annotation of a GenBank genome assembly.